AUGGGAAGAGAAAUUGUCCGUGAAAAUUUCCCCAAGGAGCAUGGAAAACGUACAAGAUUGUGGCAUUAUAAGGAUGCAGCUGAUGUAUUGACAAAACACUCUGGAACUGAAGAAGUAGAAGGGCUCGUGCUAAAGUUGCCAAGAUGUAACAAGGUUAGUUUCAGUGCAAAAGCAUUUACAAAGAUGCAGAGACUGAGAUUGCUCCAACUCUACUACGUACAGCUCACUGGAGUCCAUCAAUGUUUUCCCGAAGAGUUAAGAUGGCUCUGUUGGCAUGGGUUCCCUCUAAGGUUCAUACCGAAAGACUUUAGAAUACAAAACCUAGUUGCUCUUGACCUGACGUAUAGCAACCUCUGCCAGGUUUGGAAGGAUCCUCCGUUGCUUGAGAAGUUGAAGUUUCUUGAUCUAAGUAACUCCCAUUACCUAACACUGUCACCAGACUUUUCAAAACCCCGGAAUCUCCAACAAUUGAUGCUCAAAGGCUGUGUGAGUUUGCCAGAGGUUCACGAAUCCAUUGGACAUCUUGGCAGACUUUCUGUUAUAGAUUUUGGAAGACUGCAAACUGCUCAAGGAUCUCCAAGGAGUUUAUACAAGUCAAAAUCUAUUGAAGUUCUUGUUCUUUCUGGCUGUUCAAGAUUUGAAAACUUCGCUGAAGACUUGUGGGAGAUGGUAUCCUUGACAACUCUUCUUGCAGACAGAACAGCCAUACGGAAAGUACCAUUUACUAUAGUAAGACUGAAGAACCUUAGAAACUCAUCUCUAUGUGACCGGAAAUGGUCUCCGUCCAUGAGAUUCGGUCUCUGUUUUGGUCAUGGGUAUUUCCACGAUUUAUUGCUUCCUUCAUUGCAAGGCCUGAACUGUUUAGAAAAAUUAAGUCUUGCAAACUGCAAUUUAACUGAUGGUGCAAUUCCUAACGGCAUUUGGAGGAUCAUUGCACAAGCCUUCGCGCCAUCACAGAUUUACCAAAGAAUUUGUGCAAACUGUUGGCAAAUUACUGCACUGCACUGGAAAGACUGCCAGAUUUUUCAGAAAUAUCAAGGAUGGAGACCGGUUCUUGGAUUUGGUCAUACUGCCAAUGCAAAGGAUAUUCCAAACUGGUUCCCCUACAUCGGGGGUUACUCUCUCACUUUUGAGGUGCCUCAAGCUAUUCGUACUUCCUAUGAGUUCGUUGUUUGUGUCGCUCAACGUACUCAUCUUGAGCCGGAAUCUAUAAACACAUUCAAUUGUACUGCUUAA
Molecule: messenger RNA, 1236 nt
Organism: Prunus armeniaca (apricot)
Lineage: Eukaryota; Viridiplantae; Streptophyta; Magnoliopsida; Rosales; Rosaceae
Source: the annotation of a GenBank genome assembly